CGUGCCACCAUCUCCCGUCCCAUUUAAAAGGGGACGGAGGGAGUAUAUUCCAGUUCAUGCCUAUAAGACUCGACCCGGGCGAGCCGGUACCGGACCUCCAGUUCCCAAACUCAAUCCCACCCAUAGUCCGACCCGGACACGGUCCAUCCUUGAUCUACUCAGAUGAAGUUGGUCAUGAGAUAUUCUUUGCCCGAACCUGGUAUCCACGUUUUCCGUGCACUUGUACAAAACUUGGUAAGAGGAAAAGCAAUUGCGUAUGGACUCCGAGAACUUGGUAGACAGGGAACAUAAAAUAUUCGAAUCGGACGAAAGUUCCGAGAGUAGCUCAGCCACCGUCUGCCUCCGGCAUUAGGUGAGAGAUUCAGAAACAAGCAAGGCAGCAGUAUCAUCUAUUACCCCAUAGCUGAUUGCUCUCUCUCUCUUCUUUGUUUUCUCCGUUUCCUUGAUUUUUGACCUCUACAGCUGAAAGGGGAAAGGAAAAGGCAGAUAUGAGAAAACUGGUUCUGAAGUCUCUGGCCGGCAGCGUUUCAUCGGUGACGCCGAACUGGUGGAAUAAGAUCAACGGAUCAGUUGAAUGGCAAGAUGGGAUCUUUUACUCUCUAUGUGCUACGUAUGCCCUCGUAUCUGUCGUUGCCCUUAUUCAACUGAUAAGAAUUCAGAUGAGAGUGCCCGGGUAUGGAUGGACAAUACAAAAGGUUUUUCAUCUCAUGAACUGCAUCGUAAAUGGAGUCCGUGCUGUUGUCUUCGGUUUUCACAAAAAAGCAUUUCUUUUCCAUCCCAAGGUGCUAACUAUUGCACUAUUAGACGUUCCUGGAUUGCUUUUCUUCUCCACAUAUACACUUCUGGUCCUGUUUUGGGCUGAGAUCUAUCACCAGGCUAGAAGUUUGCCAACUGAUAAGCUCAAAACCUUUUAUGUAUCAAUAAAUGCUGGAAUAUACGUCAUACAGUCUGGUAUAUGGGUGUAUCUCUGGUUUAAUGAUAAUAGUGCCAUGCGUGUAAUUGGGAAUAUCUUUAUAGCAGUUGUUUCAUCAGUUGCAGCAUUGGGGUUUUUGCUCUAUGGGGGAAGGCUUUUUUUCAUGUUGAGACGCUUCCCUAUUGAAUCCAAAGGAAGAAGAAAGAAGCUUCAUGAGGUUGGAUCUGUGACAGCCAUAUGUUUUACCUGUUUUGUGAUAAGAUGCUUUGUGGUUGUGUUGUCUACAUUUGACUCUGAUGCAUCACUUGAUGUUCUGGACCACCCAAUGUUGAACUUGAUAUAUUACCUGGUGGUGGAGAUUCUGCCUUCAGCUCUGGUUCUCUAUAUCCUGCGCAAACUGCCUCCGAAGCGAGUCUCAGCCCAGUACCACCCUAUUCGUUAGUCAAAGAGUUGCUGUUGUCUUUUUUGUCUUCUAAAAAACGAAGUGAGAUGUGCAACUGUAGAGAAGGAGAAUGGUGGUGAUGAAGUUGUCUGUUUCGCUGGGAAAAGUUGAUCUUGAGCCAAUGUGUUCCACUCAGUUCAUUUUUUUAUAUGUUGUAGGGGAAUAUGUUUGUUGUGAAUUGUGAUGUAUGGAAAUAUUAGAAGUUAGAUGAUAGUGUGAAUUUAGUGUACUGUUUCUAAGAAGUGGCACCUAGACAAGGCAUUAUGUACCGUCUUGGGGUGCCAGUUCUUUAAUGGAUUGUUAAAGUAAUCGCCCUUACUAGGAGUAAAAUAUACUCUGUAUUACACAUAAACCUUUUCUCUGAAUAGGAGUCCAUCCUAAUUUUUUUCAUAAAUAGGACUAAAAGUUAAUAUUCUACCCUUAAGGCCUUAAUG
Molecule: messenger RNA, 1789 nt
Organism: Cuscuta epithymum
Lineage: Eukaryota; Viridiplantae; Streptophyta; Magnoliopsida; Solanales; Convolvulaceae
Source: the annotation of a GenBank genome assembly